Messenger RNA from Sinocyclocheilus grahami, 1667 nucleotides. Its product is annotated as aspartate beta-hydroxylase domain-containing protein 2-like. Gene Ontology annotation, cellular component: membrane. Bases 612 to 1667 code for a protein of 351 amino acids. The transcript has 3 exons. The record is from RefSeq and is a predicted model, not a curated record. Lineage: Eukaryota; Metazoa; Chordata; Actinopteri; Cypriniformes; Cyprinidae.
UCGUUACAGUCUUUGCAUGCUUAAUCUAAUCAUUUAAAUGUUGCAUUAGGUGGCUGGGGUUUGUUUUUCUUUGUGCUGUAUUCUUGUACGCAUUCCCCUGCUGUCACUCUCUCUGUCUCUCUCUCUCUGUCUGUGUUGACAGCCGCCGUGAGAUGUUGCAUUAAACCUUAGGUUUGUUUUUGUCUUUCAUCUCUACUAGCCUCAGGUUGCAUUCCAUCUGAGGGAUCCUAAUGCAACAGUAAUGCAACAAUUCCCUGUUGUCUUUAUGUCAAGCAGUUAGGCUCUACGGUCAAAUGUGUCCCUGCUGCAGGUGCCCUCGGGUGCACUGUGUCCCUGUUGGUCUGGAUCAGGAGGCAAGAAGCAGCUGAAUUAUCUGACGGCGGCACACUGUCAACAUUUCCAAAAGGAAAUGAAAUGCGCGCUUGCAUUAACCAAAGCGAUUGGCACAUGAUCAAAUUAGACUGCACAAAAAGCUCCUUGACGACGGGCAAAGGCUGUGUCACUUCAGUUAAACACCAAAUCAAGCCUUCCAAUGCACAAGCCAACAAAUAAGAAUCUCUAAAUCAUAUCUACAUGUACGUUUGAGCGUGUGCGUUUGGGAUAGAGUGUGUAUGUAUGUAUGUUCGUAUGCAAGAAUGGAGUGGUCUUUAGAGCGGAUGAGGGAAUGGGUGGCAGGUGGCAUGCAGUCGGUGCGAGAGUGUGAGUCCAGUGCUCUAGGCACUGCUCUUUGUCUCGCCCUUCUGUUUAUUUGGUACUGCUACCGUGUUGGAUGCGAACACUCCGCACCAUCGCUCCGCGGCGGUUUCAGCCCCAAGCCACAUGUCGGGGCGGUUCCUGGUGGAGUUCUCGCCUCGAACCUUUUGGCCCGCAGAGGCUCGUUGAAACUCCGUCAGGUCGGUGGGGCUGGAGGAAGUGGAGUCGGCGAGGAAGAACUUAACGGCUUCGCCUACUGCCAGUCGCCUGAGUGCUUCCGUUGUGCCAAACCCGGCGAGGGCCUGAACCAGCGGCUCUACCAUAGCCUGCAGGAGUACGCCAAGCGCUACACCUGGGCCGGCAUGGGCCGUGUACACAAGGGCGUACGUGAGCAAGGCCGAUAUCUGCUCUGCAACCGCCCAUCCAUCCAAAAACCUGAGGUCUUCUUCCUGCCGGACCUUCCCUCUGCUCCUUUCUUCUCACGGGAGGCACAGAAGCAUGAUGUGGAGCUCCUGGAGAGAAGUUUCCCGGCACUCCUGGCUGAAUUUGAGAGCAUCUACCGGCUGCCAACCAGUCGGACUGGCUCUUCGCUUCCACUGGGCUGGAAGGCCAACAGCACACCUCGUGGCCAGUGGUGGACCUUCUAUCUGGUGAACCAGGGUACUCCGAUGGUGCUGAACGCCAGGCGGUGUCCACGUGCGUGGAGGGUGCUCGGACAGCUCCGUACCUUUAUUGCGAAUAAUGUGUUUGGAAACGCCUGCUUCUCGGUGCUCAGUCCUGGAGCCACCAUCACUGAGCAUUACGGGCCAACCAACGUACGCCUGCGCUGCCACCUUGGUAAGAGGUCAACAGAUGUGGAUAUAUGUUCUCCAGAAGAUGGCCCGAGAGUGGUAUUCAUGGUGGACCUGUGGCAUCCAAACGUGGCCGCAGCCGAGAGACAGGCACUGGACUACAUCUUCACCCCUGGGCGCUGA